AUGUCUGACGUAGAUCUUCUUCAUCUUCCAGUUGAACUACUUCAUCGCAUAUUCGACUAUCUUGAAGCCCAAGCAAUUUGGUCAGUUCGACGAGUAUGCAAACAACUCUAUUCGACUACAAGCACUUAUGAUAGAUUUCAUCUCAAUAUAAACUCGCAGUCAAAGCGUCUAUUGAAAUUGUUCGCUCGAUGGAUUUUACCAGAAUGUAUUGUUUCAUUAACAUUUGACAUCCCUGAGUCUAGAAAUUAUUUCUUUUGGUGUCUACGAACAGAAUCCGAAGAUGAUAUGAUUCGUUUAUUCAUAUCACUUUUCGCUGGUCAUCAAUUUACUCGACUUCGUUCAUUAGUCAUCAAUAGAGCAUACGAUAGGGAUAUAGAUUUUCUUUCGCAUCAUUUGAAUACCAAUUAUCUUGAAUCACUCUCCGUCCAUAUGUAUGGAGAUAGAGUGAGUAUUACAAUAGUUUUUAUUAAUGCGAUUCUUAGUCAAAAUUGUAUUCGAAAGUUGUAUUUCAAUAAUUCAGUACACAUAAUAAAUGAGAUGCCAUGGCCGGAUCAUUGCAAAUUAGAACAGUUAAUACUUAAUACGUGUGGGUAUAACCGAUAUCUAAUGGUUCUUAACGACCUGCUUAAUUUAAAAAUAUUUGUGAUAGAUGAAUGGCAUAGCUACAAUUUUGGUUUUUCGACUGAUUUGCUUGCUUGCAAGCAUCCAUCGUUAUUAACAUCUUUAACAAUUAGAAAUUGUACUCUACCUAUGGAACAUAUCGAAACGUUACUUUCACGAACACCAGCACUUGUUCAUCUCAAAUUAAUAUCACGUAAACGCGCAUUCGACUCUAUUUUCGACGGUUACAAUUGGGAACAAUUAAUUCUCAAUAUGUUACCUCAACUCAAUCAAUUUGAAUAUUUCUUUUCUUUCAUUAAUAAAAAAAAUGAUUAUAUGAAGAUUCUUAAUCGCGUUAUUGCUUCAUUUCAAACUCCAUUCUGCCCAAGUAAGCAAAAAAUGAAGGGAGACUGCCGACAUGACUAA
Messenger RNA from Rotaria socialis, 1026 nucleotides. NCBI's taxonomy places the organism in Eukaryota, Metazoa, Rotifera, Eurotatoria, Philodinida, Philodinidae. The record is from the annotation of a GenBank genome assembly.